AUGGAUUGGACGCAUGUCUACAUUAUCGGGGCCGCCAUUCUGGUGUUGGCCCUAGUCAGCCUGGUUCUUCUCAUUUCCUCUCAACAGAUCAAGGUCACCAACACUAGAGCUGGUCCUUACUUGAAGUUCAUCUGGGCGAACUUCAUCAAACCGCACGACAAGAAGGCCGGGGGUCAGCAGGAUGCGUUGGAGAGCUUCUACAAGACACAGGCCGCAAUUUACGAUGCCACUCGUCGUCGCCUGCUCUAUGGUCGCGAGGACAUGCUUGGGCUUGUGGCGGCACAGCUGAAGUACAAAAUUAACAACAAAGAAGUCAAGGCGGGAAAAGUUGUCUGGGUGGACGUCGGUGGUGGUACUGGAUACAACAUCGAAGCCAUGGCCACCUUCCUUCCAGUGGAUAAAUUCUUCAAACACGUCUACUUAGUCGAUCUCUCCCCGUCACUCUGCGAAGUUGCUCGGAAGCGCUUCGAGCGUCUUGGGUGGAAGAAUGUCACCGUUCUCUGCCAGGAUGCACGGUCUUUCCAUCUGCCUGAAAGGGACAUUGACCCCCGUUCUACAAAUGCUACAAAGGAUGAUGUGGACUUGAUAACUAUGAGCUACAGUUUAUCAAUGAUCCCGGACUACUACAGCGUCGUGGACUCAUUGACCUCCCGCUUGAAGCCAACUGGAAUGCUGGGUGUGUGCGAUUUUUACGUCCAAAGCAUUGUGGACGUGUCUUGUCGCAACUAUACUGGUGGCGCCUUCAACCGUCAUGUCAACUGGCUCGGACGUGUAUUCUGGAGAGCCUGGUUUGAUUUUGACCGCGUCAGCCUUGAAGCUGCCCGUCGAGACUAUCUGGAAUACAAGUUUGGUACUAUCAUCUCCGCCAGUGAGAGAAAUUAUCUCCUUGGUGGUAUUCCCUACUACAUAUUUGUUGGUUGCCCAAAGGAAAUGGCAUCUACUCCAUCAAGUCAAUCCAUUGAAAAGCUGGAUGCGUCUUUUACUGAGUCUCCUUACCUGCUUCCUGUCAAUCACAUGCAGGAGAUGGAAAAUGCAGUGAUGAGAAGCACGCAAGAGAUUCGUUCCAAGGCAUACGAGUCUGCAGUGAUUAAUCUGAGUGCAAACCUGCCGCUUCCAUCAUCCUUUUACCAGAACCACCACUAUCGUAUCCAUUACAACGAUAUGCUACCCAAACACACUCAAUUUCAGAACGAGUAUAUCUAUGCGUUCACAUGGGAAGACCCGCGGGUGGACCACCGACUCCUUAACAUCGGGAAAGACGACGUCAUUCUGGCCAUCACCAGCGCCGGCGACAACAUUCUUGACUAUCUACAAAAGAGCCCCCGCCGGGUGCACGCAGUGGACUUGAACCCUAAUCAGAACCAUCUUCUCGAGCUGAAGGUUGCCUGUUACUCAGCGUUGGGUCACCGGGAUAUGUGGAAAAUCUUCGGUGAUGGCAAGCAUUCACAAUUCCGUGAGCUGCUGAUCUCUAAACUCAGCCCCCACUUAUCCAGCCAGGCUUUCCAGUACUGGCUCGAGCACACACAUAUCUUCACCUCCACCUCUGGGCAUGGUCUGUAUGAGACCGGUGGAUCUCGCCACGCCAUUCGUAUGGUGCGAUGGCUCUUUAAUUUCUUCGGACUCCAGGGCGAAGUUCGCAAGUUGUGUGAAGCACAGAGCAUUGCAGAGCAGCGUGAAAUUUGGCCUCGCAUUCGGCGUGUGCUAAUGAGCCGACCACUCCACUGGGCUAUUGUGAGCACCGAGUGGUUCGCUUGGAAGGCCGCCGGAGUACCACGCAACCAGCGAAAUAUGAUUGUCGAUGACUUCUUCCGCCGUAACGGCUUGACUGAAGAUAUGAAAAAGGGCAAGGACGUCAGCGGCCAAUCGAUUUGGGAAUAUGUUGUCAAUACGCUUGACCCUGUGGUCAACGAAACUCUGAUCAGCAACGACAAUUAUUUCUACUUCCUUUGCAUUCAGGGCAAAUUCUCACGGAGAUGCCACCCCACCUAUCUUUCUCCCCAGGCACAUGUCAGGCUUUCUACGCCUGGUGCGUUUGAUGGUCUUCGUAUCCACACUGAUGAGAUCAACGAAGUCAUCAAUCGUAUUACUCCAGGAACUCUGACUAUCGCCGUCGUCAUGGACUCGAUGGACUGGUUUGAUCCCGCAGAGGAUUCAGCCCCUGCCCAAGCCCGCACUUUCAACAAAGCCUUGAAGAUGGGUGGUCGCAUUCUCCUCCGUUCCGCUAGUAUCGAUCCUUGGUACAUCAAGCACUUUGAAGAGAACGGCUUCUCUGCUCGUCGCGUCGGAGCUCGUUUCCCAGGUACAUGUAUUGACCGGGUGAAUAUGUACGCAUCGACCUGGAUCUGUACUAAAUCAGAGGAACUAUCCCGCCCCAGUCCAGACCGCAAAAUGUCGACCCUCUCAUUGGGGGACAGCGCUAUAAUGAAAGGCAAGAUGCCGAGCAGCGUGGAGAAUCUUUUGAUUUGA
Messenger RNA from Penicillium digitatum Pd1, 2466 nucleotides. RefSeq names its product class I SAM-dependent methyltransferase. NCBI's taxonomy places the organism in Eukaryota, Fungi, Ascomycota, Eurotiomycetes, Eurotiales, Aspergillaceae. The record is from RefSeq and is a predicted model, not a curated record.